This is a messenger RNA of Dentiscutata heterogama, 250 nucleotides long. The record is from the annotation of a GenBank genome assembly. Lineage: Eukaryota; Fungi; Glomeromycota; Glomeromycetes; Diversisporales; Gigasporaceae.
AUUAAAGAACACCCAAGCUGUCCGAAUUGUCAUCAAUUAUUACUUUCAACAGACGAACAGAAUGCGGCAGUCAAAGGAAUGAAGGCAGAAAGUUCAAAUUGUAUGGCAUGUCAGCAAACCUUUCAAAAUGACGAUUUUAAAUUUUGUUGCGGACAUAGAUUUCACGAAGAUUGUAUAGUUAUUCGCAUCCAAACUAAUCCUAGCUAUCCAACCUGCCAGUUUCCGUUGAUUCCCUAUGAUCAGGUUAACG